Molecule: messenger RNA, 1525 nt
Organism: Oryzias melastigma (Indian medaka)
Lineage: Eukaryota; Metazoa; Chordata; Actinopteri; Beloniformes; Adrianichthyidae
Exons: 4
Source: RefSeq, a predicted model, not a curated record
GAGUGGAGCCCCGCCGCCUCCAUCAAGAUCCCCAUCAAUUCUCAGAAGGACAAACUGCUGUGGGUCCUGAUACUGGUCUCCUUGAUUCCACUGCUGACUGCCAUCUGUGCUCUGGUUGUAAGGAGGAAUUCGGUGAAGCAGUGCCUCCUCCCUCCCGUUCCUGGUCCAAAGAUCAUCGGAGUCGACCCUAAACUUCUCAAGAGUGGGAGGUCUGAGGAUGUGGUCAGCGCGCUGUUUGGGAACCAGAAGCUGGUGAACAUGAAGGCGAGGACGGAGGAGAUCGAGGAGUUCAUCAGCGUGUCGGAGAGCCGGGGCUGGCUGCUGUCUGAUGACUUCCUGUCGGAGAAGGUGAGGAGCCUGAUCAUCCCCAACGGCUUCCUCUUCACCUCCAAGAGCCAGGAUGUGGAAAAGGCCGAAGACGGCAGGGAGGAUCCGCUCUUCGACACCAGAUCGUCUCGGUCGGGGGACAGCGGGACCGCCGUGGAGCCGCUACUGCUCCCGCCUGAGCCUCAAAGUGUGAACCCGGUGAGCAAAGACGCCGCCUGCAGGAGCGCCAUGCAGUGCCCCCCUCCCACCAGCUACGUGGACAUCCCCACACCCGAGGACGGCGGGGCGCCGGAGGUCCCCUCGGACAACUACAGCCGAGUGAAAGGCGUGAGCGGCGAGGACAUCCUCCUGGAGAAAGAGCCGGUCCUGCCGUGCCGGGAUGCUCAGAUCCAGCAGAUCAGCAUGGCAAGCGACUACAGCAGGGUCGCAGAGGUGAACAGUGACACCACGGUGCUGCUGCAGAAGCUCCGCCCCUCGGCUGACCCCUCCUGUAAGGAGAAGCAGCUCCGUGAUGCGGAAUGGAAGGUUUGCAGAAAAGGAAAGCCUUCCGGGACUGAAUCCAGCGAAGGACCAUGCACGCCGCUGGUUGGAAGCGGAUACGUGGACUCUGUGCUAAAUUUCACUGUGAAGUGAUUUGUCGUCAUGACAACAAACAUCACGUUUUUUUGUUUGGCUUUUGAUCACUGAUGGACUCUUGGAUAAAGACGUUCAAAGACGCCAGCAUGAACCUCCAGAGUAGAAUUUAUAAUUUAUGUUGCCUCGAUCAGAAUAGAAGUGACUGACGAUCAUCCGACUGCAGACACGGAUGAACGGAUCUCCAGGAGGUUCAUUCUCAGACGGAUCUCCAGGAGGUUUAUUCUCAGACGGAUCUCCAGGAGGUUCAUUCUCAGACGGAUCUCCAGGAGGUUUAUCCGUCUAAUUGCUUGUUUCGCUCGUAAUCACCGCAUUGUUGUGACAUUUUCAGCGUUUGUUUCAAAGAUCAGCUGUAGAGACAGCAGCUGACCGUGGCUUUAAGCGCUCACACGUUUGACGUGUCCUUCAUGUGACGUCACGCCUCCUCCUCCUCCGCUUCCUCCUCCUCCUCGCUGUUGUAGCUCGUGAUGUUACCUCCCCAGGUAUGUCAGGCUUUGGCUGUGCGGUUUGGAAGUCCUUCUUCUCCUUUGAACGACCUCGUGGGUGAUUAAAUCUUUACAAUCCA